This is a messenger RNA of Oldenlandia corymbosa var. corymbosa, 288 nucleotides long. The record is from the annotation of a GenBank genome assembly. Lineage: Eukaryota; Viridiplantae; Streptophyta; Magnoliopsida; Gentianales; Rubiaceae.
AUGGCUGAGGGGGGAUGGGUGAGGACUAAUUUAGCUGAUAAGGACACUAGUUGUCGAAACAUCUUUACAGCAACCUGCUGGACCAUAUGGAAUGCAAGGUACGAUUUUGUGUUUAAUGGCAUGGAAUCCUCCACAGAACAAUUUCUUAGGCAAGCAACAAUGAAGGCGACAGAGAUCAGCAGCAGUAACAUGUUGCUUAAGUGGCAAAAUAACAAACCACUAAGGGAGGAUGUGAGUGGAUGGUCUCCGCCACUAGAGGGAUGGCUGAAAUUUAACUGCAAUGCGACG